AUGAAGACUAAACCCGAAUCAUACUUAUCAUUAGUAUUUCUAGUUUUCAUAAUAAUUGGUUGGAAUACAAAUGGGGUAGAAUCUUUUACGCCCCGACCACGCUUUCAACAUAGCAGUGUACUUUCCGAUUCCAAGUUAUUUAUACUAGGUGGUAAAUAUGAAGACCAAGGGGUAUCGUCCGAGAUAUUUUAUAUAGAUCUAUCUGAAUCUUUUAAAACGUCAAAUAUACCGUGGAAGAGUCUUUCCCCUAUUCCGGUUCAAAGCUAUUGCGCAGCAGCAGCUACCAGUGGCCAAGAUAAUUCGAUAAUUUAUCUUUUUGGAGGAAUUAUGAUUGAUCCGAUAACUUCCAAUCCAAGUUUCAAUAGUUUGAUCUAUGCCUUUGACAUUAAAGCAGAGACAUGGAGCAUUCCGAUUAUUCACAGAAAUCAACCUUCCGGACGUUACGGCAUGUCUGCCGCCACCAUUAAAAAUGCAAAAAUUUACAUUUACGGGGGAGUGUCUGAUCCAUUAACCGGAAGCAAUUCAACCAUAUAUCCUCGAGAAAUGAACAUAUUGGAUUCCAUACAAUCUUCGUGGUUAUUGGAUGCCUCUGGUUCAAAUUCACCAUCAGGAAGAAUUUAUUAUUCCGCUACGAUGCUUUCGAGUGGGAUCAUAUAUUAUAUUGGUGGACUUGAACAAUCGACAAAUUCCUUGAAUGUCACAAACAUCAAUCUGACUGCUUCUGGCAAUGGUAUUCAAAAUAGAUACGCGCAUACCGCUGUAGCUACAACCGACAAUAAAAUAAUAAUUUACGGUGGGGCCACUUACCCCGAUGGUUCUGGUGUUGCCCCGGUUCUUGCAGUUUUAUAUAUAUCCAAUUUUACGUGGUAUGCACCAAGUGUUACGGGAAUGAAUUCACCUCCCCAGUUAAAAUAUCACACAGCUGGAAUCAGUGGAAAAUAUAUGAUUUUGGCAUAUGGAAACAUAACAGAUUCGAAUACUCUUAAUCCAGAAGUCUAUAUUGUUGAUACGAAUAAAUACAGUUUUGUUACCGAAUUUAAAACACCUGGGUCAGGUGAUGAGGAUAUUGAUGUGGGAAAAAUUUUUGGAAUAGUGAUUGCUGUGGUAACUUGUUUAUUAAUUAUUGUUCAAGUAUGGUAUUUUGGAUUCCAUCGAAGGAGAAGGCAGUCUCAAGAACCCGAACUUGUUCGACCACAUCAAUCAACUCAACCAAGAAACGACGAUAUUGUCACACAUCAAUCAAUUCAACUAAGAAACGACGAUAUUGUCACACAUCAAUCAACUCAACCAAGAAACGAUAUUAUUGUCCCACAUCAAUCAACUCAACCAAGAAACGAUAUUAUUGUCCCACAUCAAUCAACUCAACCAAGAAACGACGUUAUUGUUCCACAUCAAUCAACUCAGUCAAGAAAUGAUGUUAUUGUCCCACAUCAAUCAACUCAGUCAAGAAACGAUAUUAUUGUCCCACAUCAGUCAACUCAACCAAGAAACGAUGUUAUUGUCCCACAUCAAUCAACUCAGUCAAGAAACGACGUUCGGCAAACAGAGUCACAAAAUUUAUCGACACCGAGAUAUCAUAAUAGUUACCCAGAAGAAGGAAGCAUUCAGCCCAUUCAUCCUACUCAACUUCAGUCUUAUGACUAUGUAGGAACUUACGGUGGAGAUGUUCAGGGUCAACAUCCAUCACAUUAUUACCAGAAAUCUGAUCCGAUUAUAAUUCGAGCUCAACAAAAUAUACGGAAUAAUUCCAUCCCAUUGUUAGCCCAAGCAUACUAUCCUAGAGAGUCUUUUCGUGCCGAUCAGGAAACCCAUUCAUUUUCGCGUACACAUAAUCCUGUGGCGAGUUCAAGAUUAAAUGAUUCUCUUGCUGGUUCAAGCUCACAGGGUGAUGGACGUAAUACAGCACAUCCAUACUUUGAUGGCCAUGACAUUUAUUUGAACGAACCUAAUUAUCGAACGAACCCUCACAUUUAUCAAUCCUAA
Acaulospora morrowiae is the source of this 1983-nucleotide messenger RNA. The record is from the annotation of a GenBank genome assembly. NCBI's taxonomy places the organism in Eukaryota, Fungi, Glomeromycota, Glomeromycetes, Diversisporales, Acaulosporaceae.